AUGGAACAUUCAGAGCCGCCAGAGACUCAGGUCGCUCUACUUUUAUGCAUGCACGCGCAGCAGCAAAGCUCUUUGGCUGCCGUCCGAGCUGCCGUGUCAUCGGCAAAAAGUGAGGCCGAUCGCUUGGAGGACCAAAUGCUGGCAAAUAACUUCGUGCUCGCAACAACAGCGGUGGACUGCCUCACAGUGCAUCGGCAGUUUUGCGAGACGAUCGUGGCUGUCCUCGAGCCCGAAUGGGUCAAACUGAUGACCCCAAAGGAGCUGCCGGAACAUAUCCGUGAGUUUCAAGCUGCGUUGGAGUUUCCGCAAGGAGUUGGAGCGCUGGAUGGGUGCCACUUCCCGGUGUCACCACCACAAGAAAAUGCAAGCGACUACCACAACUACAAGGGCUGGUAUAGCAUCAUUCUGCUGGCUCUGGUGGACCACCGCUACAGGUUCCGCUAUGUCAACGUGGGAGCACCAGGGCGAUGCCACGACGCACACGUCUUCCGCAGGUCGGAGCUUGCAAAGGUCUUGGAAGGACCGUUGUUUCGAGCUCCGCUUGUCACUGUGAAUGGAGCUGUUGUGCCACCACUGAUCUUGUGCGAUCAGGCCUUCCCUCUCACAUCAAACCUCCUCAAGCCCUAUCCGCGCAAGGGCUUAAAGGAAAGUUCUCCGGAAGCUAGCUUCAACAAGCAGCUCUCGGGAGCACGAAGGAUAGUAGAGAACGCCUUUGGCAGAGUGAAGGCACGCUUUCGCUGCAUAAUGAAAAGAAUGGAGUGCCAUGUAGACAAUGCCAGGGUCAUCAUCCGAGCCUGCUGUGUGCUCAACAACAUCUGCGAGCACUUCAAUGAUGGGGUUGAGCCACAGUGGGUCACCGAGGUGCAGCUCUACGACCGCAUGUUCCUGCAACCUCUCUGUAGAACGGAUGUUGCCGCUGGAAAUGGACAGGACGUGAGGGCAGCCAUAGCAGCCUACCUCCAUAGGCGGAACACGCAGCAACACGCAACGUAAUCUAGUGAUGACAUCACAUGUACAAGUGGCAGGAAGGACUCGAUGGAAGAUCAUCCAACUUCCAAACGAAAUGUGAAGCCAACUUACUGCACUAGCCCUGUGCAUGCCCACACCUCUUGGUGAAGCUAGCUGGCCUUACUGUUUGUUCGGAAGUUGCAUGGUUUAUCGUCAAUCCCUCCCUGCCACCUGCAUAUGUGCUGGUCUGUUUACCGGUAUGUAUGUGCAGCAUUACUAUGUCCAAAUUUCAUACUUUGCUCAUACAUACAGUAAUUCAGCUACCCAACAUAUUUGGAGAACAAG
This is a messenger RNA of Ixodes scapularis (black-legged tick), 1293 nucleotides long. Its product is annotated as protein ALP1-like. The transcript has 3 exons. The record is from RefSeq and is a predicted model, not a curated record. NCBI's taxonomy places the organism in Eukaryota, Metazoa, Arthropoda, Arachnida, Ixodida, Ixodidae. The coding region runs from base 1 to 993 and encodes 330 amino acids.